CGAUGUGCUGACGUCACCACGCGUCCGCAACGGCCCUGCUGGCCCCGGGGGCCUUCGGGAACUACGCCCGGAUACCAGGCCGACAGAAUCUCACUGCGGGCGGCGUCUCGCCUGGGCGGCGGUGUGGGGCGCCAGAGGCGGUGAGUGCAGGUCCUUCGGGCGGGCCCGGUGGGGCGGCUUCCCGGCGGAGGCCGCGCAGAAGCGACCAGGCCGCGGCUGCCCGAGUUCCGCCGUCAGCCGGGCCCCUGCAGUCCAACGGGGUCUCAAAGGCCCGGCUGGUUCCCCGGUCUCCUCAGGCCUCCGCCCGCUCGCCCAGCCUUCGGACCUCCGGCUUGCGCUUCCAGGUCUUCGGCGGCUCACGGCGACAGCUUGACCACUGCGAUGCCUGGCUCGUAGUCGGACAGUGUGUGGAGCGAAGGAACUCCAGGAGAUUGUAGGGGGAAGGCAUCGUUUCUCUUCCGUUUCCCGUCUACCGGUCGCCCACCUGUGCACGGAGAGCAAAGUCGGAAAGUGCCAAAUCAAAAUACCUUUCAGAACAUGGGAAGAGCCAGGCGCGGUAGUGUAGUCCCAGCACUUAGAAGGCUGAAAGGCAGGAGAAUUCCCACAAGCUUGAGAUUUACAGCCCCAAAGAGCCUUCAUUUCCACUCAUUUUUCCCAGAAAUAAAUCCCAUCAUGGAAAUCCUAAAACUUUAUAAAAGGAUGCAGUUUGAAUUCUGUGGAGUGUACUUUUGUAUAUGAAUAAUUAUAUCUUAAAACUGUUGAGAUUUCAGAAAGAAUGCUAGUAAAGUAUGAUACAUUUUCAAAAUAGUAAUUCUGUUGGUAAUAAGAUAUUUUGUUAGGCAUUUGUGAUAACAAAAGAAAGCUGUAUCUUUUGAUAAAUUGAUUCAUCUUUGACUACAAUAUAGCGGGAUGAUCCCUAAAUGAAGCACAAGUCCAUGUUUUUCAAUGCAGUGUAUUUAUGUUUAUGGAGAAAGUACUGUCCAUUGAUCAGAUGUAUCAAAUGAUGGACACAGGCAGAAUUAACAAUAUAGUGAUCCAUAAUAGUUAACCAAGGUGGAAGAUUAACAGUCUGAGCUUUAAGCAGAGCUUAUUGACCGCAUCUGCUGUAGUCUUAACUAAGCUGAUGUUAACUUCCCCUAAAGCUACUGAUGCUAAUAGAACCCUUAAGUAAAUACUGUGAUGAUAAGCUGUGUGAGAUUAGUUUUUAGAUUAUAUAAACAUGUGAAAAGUGUAGUUGCUUUUAUUUGGUAGAAAAAAAAAGAAUAGUUUGGAUGUCAUAUUUAAAGUCCUUAUAAGGGAAAAAAGCCUGCUUAUUUUUCUGGUGUAAUCAGUAAUCUGUCCAGUAUGCAGACUUGUAAUGAAAAACAAAUUAAAGAUAUAAUUAGAUAUUAUGUAAUUGCUUAGCAUUUUGAGAAUAGAAACUUUUUGAGAAAGCAAGACUUUCUGAUAUUUUCAGAAGUGCAUAAACUUUCUGGGAGCCUUUAGUUAUACCAGAGUGUGAGUAAAUACCUCUGUUGGUUACCUAAAGAGUUAAUAGAGUUCCAAAGAGUAUAUAAAUAUUAUCUUGGUAAUUUAGGAGAGAGAAUCAUCCUGUGUGAGUGUAGACUCAGAUGUAAUCCAGUGCAUUCUACCUAAAUAGGAGUAUUUUAUUCCUCUGUAUGGUGAAGAUCUCAUUUAGUGUGAGGAGGUGAGAAAUUUCAUGUGAAAGUUUAAGCCAUCAGAAAUAUAUCACCUCAUGCACAAAACUACCUCCCAAAGUGUUGUCCAAGGUACCUGCAUCAAAGAUAAACGGAUGAUGGAAGAUAGCAGAGUCUUGCCAAAUUGGACAAAAGAGAGCAAAGAAAAGAUGAAGUACGACUUUUCGUGUGAACUCUACAGAAUGUCCACGUACUCCACUUUUCCCGCUGGAGUUCCUGUCUCAGAAAGGAGUCUGGCACGCGCUGGUUUUUAUUACAUGGGUGUGAAUGACAAGGUCAAGUGCUUCUGCUGUGGCCUGAUGCUGGACAACUGGAAACACGGAGACAGUCCUAUUGCAAAGCACAGACAGCUGUAUCCCAGCUGCAGCUUUGUGCAGAGUCUGGUUACAGCUAGCCUGCAUGCCACUGCUAAGAAUGCCUCUCCAGCAAGAAGCAGUUCUGCGCAUUCUCUGUCUUCUGCUUUGGAACACAAUGCCUUAUUCAGUGGUUCUCCCUCCAGCCUUCCGUCAAACCCUCUUAAUUCUGGAGCAGUGGAAGACUUCUCUCCAGCAAGGACUAAUCCCUACAGCUAUGCAAUGAGUACUGAAGAAGCCAGAUUCCUUACUUACAGCGUGUGGCCAUUAAGCUUUCUAUCACCUUUAGAAUUGGCGAGAGCUGGCUUUUAUUAUAUUGGACCUGGAGAUAGGGUGGCCUGUUUUGCCUGUGGUGGAAAGCUCAGUAACUGGGAACCAAAGGAUGACGCUAUGUCAGAACACCGGAGACAUUUUCCCAACUGUCCAUUUUUAGAAAACUCUUUGGAAACACUGAGGUUUAGUAUUUCAAAUCUCAGUAUGCAAACACACUCAGCUCGGAUGAGAACGUUUAUGUACUGGCCAUCUAGUGUUCCAGUUCACCCCGAGCAGCUUGCAAGUGCUGGUUUUUAUUACGUGGAUCGCAACGAUGAUGUCAAAUGUUUUUGUUGUGAUGGUGGCUUGAGGUGCUGGGAAUCUGGAGAUGACCCAUGGGUAGAACAUGCCAAGUGGUUUCCAAGGUGUGAGUUCUUGAUACGCAUGAAAGGGCAGGAGUUUGUUGAUGAGAUUCAAGCUAGAUAUCCUCAUCUUCUUGAACAGCUGUUGUCAACUUCGGACACUCCUGAAGAAAAUCCUGACCCUCCUAUCGUGCAUUUUGGCUCUGGAGAAGGCACUUCAGAAGAUGCGGUCAUGAUGAACACACCUGUGGUUAAAGCGGCUUUGGAAAUGGGCUUCAGUAGAAGCCUGGUAAAACAGACAGUUCAGCGUCAAAUCCUGACCACCGGCGAGAACUACAAAACCGUCAGCGAUCUUGUGUCAGCACUUCUGAGCGCUGAAGAUGAAAGAAGGCAAGAGGAGAAGGAGAGGCAAGCUGAAGAAGCAGCUUCAGGCGACUUGUCAUUAAUUCGGAAGAACAGAAUGGCCCUCUUUCAACAAUUGACAUGUGUCCUUCCUAUCCUGGAUAAUCUUCUAAAGGCCAAUGUAAUUAAUAAACAGGAACAUGAUAUUAUCAAACAAAAAACACAGAUACCUUUACAAGCAAGAGAACUGAUUGACACCAUUUUAGUUAAAGGAAAUGCUGCAGCCAACAUCUUCAAAAACUGCCUAAAGGAAACUGACUCCACAUUAUAUGAAAACUUAUUUGUGGAAAAGAACAUGAAAUACAUCCCAACAGAAGAUGUUUCAGGUUUGUCAUUGGAAGAGCAACUGCGGAGAUUGCAGGAAGAGCGAACAUGUAAAGUGUGUAUGGACAGAGAAGUUUCUAUUGUAUUUAUUCCUUGUGGACAUCUGGUGGUAUGCCAGGAAUGUGCCCCUUCUCUAAGGAAGUGCCCGAUUUGCAGGGGUAUAAUCAAGGGGACUGUUCGUACAUUUCUCUCCUAAGUGAAAAAUAAGCUGGGUCUUAGCCUGUACUGAGAUCUUUAAAGUAUUCUUGGACACCAGAAGCCGUCUGAAACAAAAAAUGAAUAACUGGUUCUUCAGCUAGGACAUUCAUGUCUGUUCUGCUUGGGACUUAAUCUUGUUCAUGAAAGGUAGUAUUAUAUAUUUAGUAUUACUCUGUUUAGUUGCAAGGGAAGGUGUAUGUUGGAUGAGGUAAAGCAUAUAUGUUUGAGCACAGGAGAAGUGAUGGGGUGAUGCCAGUUGUGUCAUUUUAGGAGUUACUGGACUUGAUAUUCUUUGUAAAGACGUUGGUACCAAGGCACAGUGUAGCGUAGAACUGGAAACCCAAAGCUCUGGAAUUCAGCGGAGCUGGGCUGCCACAUUCUAUUUGGUGCUUUUCACUUCUGUAAAGUAAGGAUUUUUCUGUUACCAGUCGAUAAAAUUCUCCCUAAUUUGUGAAAAAUAUCAAUAAAGUGCUUUGAAAAGGCUUCAAA
Messenger RNA from Nannospalax galili (Upper Galilee mountains blind mole rat), 4077 nucleotides. RefSeq names its product baculoviral IAP repeat-containing protein 2. The record is from RefSeq and is a predicted model, not a curated record. Lineage: Eukaryota; Metazoa; Chordata; Mammalia; Rodentia; Spalacidae. Gene Ontology annotation, cellular component: cytoplasm; nucleus; spindle microtubule. Gene Ontology annotation, molecular function: cysteine-type endopeptidase inhibitor activity involved in apoptotic process. Gene Ontology annotation, biological process: negative regulation of apoptotic process; regulation of cell cycle.